This is a messenger RNA of Dipodomys ordii (Ord's kangaroo rat), 1839 nucleotides long. RefSeq names its product cAMP responsive element modulator (gene Crem). Gene Ontology annotation, molecular function: RNA polymerase II cis-regulatory region sequence-specific DNA binding; DNA-binding transcription factor activity, RNA polymerase II-specific; protein binding. The record is from RefSeq and is a predicted model, not a curated record. The transcript has 10 exons. Gene Ontology annotation, biological process: regulation of transcription by RNA polymerase II. Gene Ontology annotation, cellular component: ATF4-CREB1 transcription factor complex; nucleus. The coding region runs from base 191 to 1270 and encodes 359 amino acids. Lineage: Eukaryota; Metazoa; Chordata; Mammalia; Rodentia; Heteromyidae.
ACGUGGGGGCGACGUGGGGUCGGCGCGGGCUGAGCGGCAGCGCCGCUGCGGAGCGGCCGUCGGGCUCGUCGUCCCCACCUCCUCGCGUCCGUAAGCAGUGACGAGGUCCGCUACGUAAAUCCCUUCGCGGCGGGAUAAAUAAAGAAGAAAAGGAGGAAGGAGCAAAGCUUUGAUUGCACAUGUCUUGAUAAUGAGUAAAUGUAGCAGGAAAAAGUAUAUUAAGACAAAUAUCAGACAAAUGACCAUGGAAACAGUUGAAUCUCCACAGGAUGGCAGCAUAAUAAAUUCUGUGGUAGAGCGAGAUUCUGGUCAUAUGCAAACUCAGAGUGGCCAGAAUUCAAUCCCCACUCUAGCUCAGGUUUCUGUAGCUGGAUCAGGCACCGGAAGAGGCUCCCCAGCUGUAACUCUAGUGCAGUUACCUUCAGGCCAAACUGUGCAGGUCCAGGGAGUAAUUCAGACACCACAGCCAUCGGCUAUUCAGUCACCACAAAUACAAACUGUUCAGGUAGCAACAAUUGCAGAGACAGAUGAAUCUGCAGAAUCAGAAGGUGUAAUUGAUCCACAUAAACGCAGAGAAAUCCUUUCGCGAAGACCCUCUUAUAGAAAAAUACUGAAUGAACUUUCCUCGGAUGUGCCUGGUAUUCCCAAGAUUGAAGAAGAAAAAUCAGAGGAAGAAGGAACACCCCCUAACAUCGCUAUGGCAGUGCCAACUAGCAUAUAUCAGACUAGCACGGGGCAAUACAUUGCUAUAGCCCAAGGUGGAGCAAUCCAGAUUUCUAACCCAGGAUCUGAUGGUGUUCAGGGACUGCAGGCACUAGCAAUGACAAAUUCAGGAGCUCCUCCACCAGGUGCUACCAUUGUACAGUACGCAGCACAAUCCGCAGAUGGCACACAGCAAUUCUUUGUCCCAGGCAGCCAGGUUGUUGUUCAAGAUGAGGAAGCUGAGCUUGCCCCAAGUCACAUGGCUGCUGCCACAGGUGACAUGCCCACUUACCAGAUCCGGGCCCCUACUACUGCAUUGCCACAGGGCGUAGUGAUGGCCGCCUCACCAGGAAGUUUGCACAGCCCCCAGCAGCUAGCGGAAGAAGCAACACGGAAACGGGAGCUGAGGUUAAUGAAAAACAGGGAAGCUGCUAAAGAAUGUCGACGUCGAAAGAAAGAAUAUGUGAAAUGUCUGGAAAGUCGAGUUGCAGUGCUGGAAGUUCAGAACAAGAAGCUUAUAGAGGAACUUGAAACCUUGAAAGACAUUUGCUCUCCCAAAACAGAUUAGUAGAAAUAUUUAACUAUGAACUGACUACAGCAUGUACAGUUGCUUUUGAAAGCAAUACAAUAUAUAGCCGGCAAGAAUAAUGGCUUUUUCUUUGUAUUAUUCAUCUUCCUUUCUCAUCUCUUAACAUUCCUAAAAUGCUUCACUGUACGUACUUAACUCUUAGCCCAAACUACAAUUUUUAAAAAGAGAGAAACUGUAAAAAAAAAAUGUAUGUAAAAAUUCUUGAAAUAUUUGUAAGACUUGUUCCAAUGCGACAUAUUUGCAGUUCCCAACUUCUGUGUCACAAAUAGUGUCCUAUGCAAUAAAAUUUCACACAGAUCUUAAAAAAAAAAUCAUUUUAGGAAAGGAUGAUCAAAGAUGCAUCCAGCAGUACAAUAAAAUCAAACCACAAAAAUACCUCAGGAAAUAAUGGAAAGUCUAUCUAAUUAUAUGCCUAUAUGACAAGAAUAGCCUAGGAAUGAAUUUAUGGCAUUUAUAGAUUUUUAUAUUAGUGGCUUUGUAAAGAAACUAUUGUAUUGCUGUCCUUUAAUGCCGUAAAGACAUUUUUUAAUAGAACCAUGUCAGUUGUA